AUGUGUACUAGGGUCACCACCUUUCUUCUUCUUCUUCUCUUAGUCAUUCCUAAUGUUAUUACUUCCAACCAAGAGGCCGACGUGGUCCAAAGUGCCCGAUUCGGGCUGUUACAGGCCAUGGACUUGGCUCGGGCCUCCUCGAUGCUUCUCAAGUCGGACCAUGGUUCGAGGGUUCGUGGUGUAGCUUUAGGUGACUGUGUGAAGCUUUAUGAAGAUGCUGAGCCACGGCUCGCACGCUUGGUUUCGAAUGAGACCUUCUUCAGCAGGGAUGAUGCGGUUACGUGGUUGAGUGCGGCGGUGGCGAGCCACCGGAGUUGUUUGGAUGGCUUGGAGGAGAAGGGGUGGUUGGUGGAAGCUCAAAAAGGUCAGAACUUGACUCUGUUGCUUAGGGAGGCUUUGGCAUUUUAUGGCACCAAAGAUAAUCCAAGGGGUAAGAGCAAGGGAGCACAAAGGCGACCAAAGUCCAACCCAAAUGGGACUCUUCUAGCAUCAUGGAACGCAGCAACCUCCAAGGCUAAUUUUGUAGUAGCUCAAGAUGGUUCUGGCAACUACAAGACCAUAAAUGAAGCAAUUUCAGCAGUUUCUAGAAUGGGUAAAAGUAGGCCAGAGAGAGUGAUUGUAUAUGUGAAAUAUGGGGUUUACAUUGAGAAAGUGGAGAUUGGGAGGGGAAUGAAGAACUUGAUGUUUGUGGGUGAUGGUAUGGGAAAGACAGUCAUCACUGGUAACAGAAACGUCCAAGAUGGUGCCAGCACUUUCAGCUCAACCACAUUUGGAGUGUCUGGUGAUGGCUUUUGGGCAAGGGACAUAACAUUUCAGAACACUGCAGGACCCCAUAAACAUCAGGCAGUGGCAGUUAUGGUGGCUUCUGACCUCUCGGUCUUUUAUCGCUGCAGCUUCGAAGGAUACCAAGACACUCUCUUAGUGCACUCACUACGACAAUUCUAUAGAGACUGUCACAUACAUGGUACUGUAGAUUUUAUAUUUGGUGACGCCACAGUGGUAUUUCAGAACUGUGACAUUCUCAUAAAAAGGCCAAUGGACCACCAAUCCAACAUGAUCACUGCACAGGGAAGAGUUGAUCCAAAUGAGAAUACUGGGAUUUCAAUUGUCAACUCUCGGGUCACACCUGCCCCGGAUUUUGCUUUUGUUAAAGGCGCAAUCAAGAGUUAUUUAGGGCGACCAUGGAAAAAAUACUCGAGGACAGUUUUUUUCAAGACAGAAAUGGAUGGAUUGAUUGAUCCAAAAGGGUGGACUGAAUGGAGUGGCAACUUUGCUCUUUCAACACUAUAUUAUGCAGAGUAUAUGAACUCUGGUACUGGAGCUUCAACCACCCGAAGGGUGAGAUGGCCUGGUUUUCAUGUGUUGAAUGAUCCUCAACAAGCUAGCCCAUUUUCAGUGAGGAAUUUCAUUCAGGGGGAGUCGUGGAUUUCGGCGACCGGAGUGCCAUUUUGGCCUGACAUUUAG
Ilex paraguariensis (yerba mate) is the source of this 1464-nucleotide messenger RNA. NCBI's taxonomy places the organism in Eukaryota, Viridiplantae, Streptophyta, Magnoliopsida, Aquifoliales, Aquifoliaceae. The record is from the annotation of a GenBank genome assembly.